Molecule: messenger RNA, 2487 nt
Organism: Candida albicans SC5314
Lineage: Eukaryota; Fungi; Ascomycota; Pichiomycetes; Serinales; Debaryomycetaceae
Gene: APL4
Product: Apl4p
Exons: 1
Coding region: 1-2487 (828 amino acids)
Biological process (GO): intracellular protein transport; receptor-mediated endocytosis; Golgi to vacuole transport
Cellular component (GO): Golgi apparatus; membrane coat; AP-1 adaptor complex
Molecular function (GO): clathrin-cargo adaptor activity
Source: RefSeq, a predicted model, not a curated record
AUGGCAUCACUUAAAUCAUUUAUUAAAAGUGUCAGGAAAGCCAAAACCAUUGCUGAUGAAAGAUCAGUCGUGCAAAAGGAAUCGGCAGCAAUCAGAACAUCAUUCAGAGACCCUGGUCUUGAUCAAACCACUAGACGUAUCAACAUUUCCAAACUUUUAUACUUGUAUAUAAUGGGGGAGAAAACACAUUUUGGUCAAGUUGAAUGUCUCAAAUUAUUAGCAUCACCAAGAUUUGCUGAUAAAAGAUUAGGUUAUUUGGCGUGUAUGUUAAUUUUGGAUGAAAAUCAAGAAGUUUUAACUUUAUUGACCAAUUCAUUAGAUAAUGACAUGCAACAUCCUAAUUCUUUUAUAGUUGGAUUAGCUCUUUGUUGUCUUGGUAAUAUUGCUUCACCAGAAUUGGCUAGAGAUUUAUAUACCAAUGUUGAAACCAUUAUUGAUUCGAAAAAUGUUUAUUUAAAAAAGAAAGCUUGUAUAGUGGCCGCUAAAUUAAUUGAAAAGGAACCCGAAUUGGCGGAAUUUUUCAUUACUAAAAUCAAUUCAUUAAUUAAUGAAAAACAACCAAGUUUAUUAUUGGGUACCAUUAGAUUAAUUCAAGCGUUAUAUUUUGCGUCAGAAGAAUCUCGAUCAACUUUAAUUAAAACCAUUCCUAAAUUAGUUGCUGAUUUGAAAAGAACAACUACAAGUGGAUAUCAACCAGAUUAUGAUGUCACGGGGACUACCGAUCCAUUUUUACAAGUUCUGUUAUUGGAAACAUUAAGAAUAUUAGGGCGUGAUGAACAAUGUCCACCCCAAUAUUUGGAACAAAUAAAUGAUAUAUUAACUCAAGUGGCAUCUAAUUUAGAUAGUGGGAAAAAUGCUGCUCAUGCCAUUUUAUAUGAAUGUGUGAAAACUAUAUUUGCCAUUCAAUCAGAUCAAUCUUUAAAAAUAUUGGGGGUUAAUAUUUUGGGGAAAUUUUUAUCGACAAAAGAUAAUAAUACUAGAUAUGUUGCCUUAGAUACUUUAUUGACGGUGGUUACCAUUGAACCAAUGGCAGUACAAAGACAUCGAUCAACCAUUGUUAAUUGUUUAUCCGAUGGUGAUAUUUCUAUUCGAAGAAGAGCUUUAGAAUUAUCAUUUGGUAUUCUUAAUGAACAAAAUAUUCGAGUAUUAGCAAGAGAAAUUUUGACCUUUUUGGAAAAAUGUCAUGAUCAAGAAUUAAAAUCUUAUGUUACUUCUCAAUUAACUAUUGCUGCUAACAAAUAUGCUCCUAAUGAUAAAUGGCAUUUUGAUACUUUAAUUAGAAUGUUAAAAGUUGGUGGUAAUGCCUUAACCCCAGAUAUAAUUUCCAAUAUUCUUGCCCUUAUUUUACAAUGUAAUGAUUUGGAAUUGAAAAAACAUGUUGCAUCUAAAUUAGUGGCUUCAUGUUUAGAAACUACAAACCAAUAUGGAUUAGCAUUAAUUACAAGUUGGACCAUGGGAGAAUAUGGUGAUUUAAUUUUAGGUACCAAUGUUGAAGUUAAUGGUAAAACUAUUAUUAUAACUGAACAAAAAUUAAGUCAACUUAUUGAUGAUUUAAUUAAUAAUACCAAUUUUUCUGAAUCAGAAACAAUUCAAUUAACUUCAUAUAUUUUAACUUCAAUUAUUAAAUUAUCAAUUAAAUUUAAAGAUAAUCAAGUGAUUGAAACUUUACGAUUAAUAUUAAAUUCAAAAACUCAUGAUCCUAAUUUGGAAAUUCAAACUAGAGCAGUUGAAUAUCAACAAAUUUUUGGUCAAGAUAGUACUUUGAAAAGAGGUUUAUUAGCUCGUAUGCCAGCACCACCAGUGAAACAACGUGAAGCAUUGACAUUACAUAAAUCUGCCAAUACUACCACCACCAAUACCCAUAAAUCAUUGAAGAAAUCUACCAAUGAAACUAGUGGUGGUGGUAGUGGCAGUGAUAAUUUAUUACUUGAUCUAAUGGAUGAUAUUGUAUCACCAGCAACCAAUCAACAACAACUGUCACAACAAGGAGAUGUUAUUUCAGAUAUAUUUGGUGGUGGCGGUGGUAGUGGUAAUGACACAAACAAAUCAACAAUUAAUAAUGCCGCAAUUUUGGAUCUUUUUAAUAGUAGUAGUAACUCGAUAAAUCCCGCGGUUAGUUCUGUGUCAGAAAUUCCUGCAUUUGAAAAUAAUGAUGUGAAAAUUUCAUUUAUACCAAAAUCAUUCCCACAAAAUGGUGAAGCUACCAUUGAAGCAAUAAUUCGAUCUAAAAUCAAUGAUAGUAAUAUUAAUCAAUUUCAAUUAUUAAUUGCCGUACCAAAAUCUCAAAAAUUAACCAUUACUUCAACUUCAGGAGGUGAUUCAUUAAUUGGUAGUAGUAACCCUAAUGAAUCAAUUAGACAAAUUUUAAAAAUUGUUGGUAAACAAGGUGCAAAAAUUAAAUUGAGAGUUAAAGUGAAAUAUAAUAUUAAUAAUUCUAACUCUGUUGAAGAACAAUUUGAUUUUGCUGGAUUUAAAAGUAAUUUAUAA